This is a messenger RNA of Arabidopsis thaliana (thale cress), 764 nucleotides long. RefSeq names its product response to low sulfur 4 (gene LSU4). The transcript has a single exon. NCBI's taxonomy places the organism in Eukaryota, Viridiplantae, Streptophyta, Magnoliopsida, Brassicales, Brassicaceae. The coding region runs from base 228 to 506 and encodes 92 amino acids. Gene Ontology annotation, biological process: cellular oxidant detoxification. The record is from RefSeq and is marked reviewed.
AAACAAAAUGUUCUAGAGGAAGGAAAAUAACUAACCAUAAAUAAGAACGAAAAACAAGAGAUAUCAAUGAAUCUAGACAUAUACCCACCACCCAAAGACUAGUCGCAGAAACGGCUAUAUAAGGAACAAUCAAUUACCAAAAGAAGAAGAACAACAACAAAAAGUAAAGAGACACAAAAACAAAGAAAAGAGAAAUCAUCAAAAACCAUAAAAUAAAAAGAGAGAAAAUGGGAAAAGGAGGAAACUAUGUGAUGGUGGCGGCUUCGGAGGUAGAGGAGCUACGACAGAAGAACGGAGAGAUGGAGAAAGCGGUGGAGGAGAUGAGGAAAGAGAUGUUGCAGUUGUGGAGGAGGACACAGGUGGCUGAGGAGGCUGAGGAGCAUCUUUGCUCUCAGCUUGCCGAGCUUGAAGCCGAAUCUUUAGACCAGGCUCGUGAUUACCACACUCGCAUCAUCUUUCUAACAAACCAGCUCUCUCGUUUCUCCUCCGACUCUGCCUCUCCCUAGAAUAGAUAUUUGUGUAAAGGAUAGGUUCUUAGAUUGUUGGAUCAUAUAUGUAUCCUCAAAUUGGUUUAUAUCAUUGCCAAAUAUGUAGAGGUUUUUAUUUUUGUCUAAAUCUUGAAUUUCUCCUUGGAAAAUUUCUAUAUAAACAAAAAAAAAUCAUUGUUGUUACUGGCUCAUCUUGGGAUUAGUCGGGCGCUUCAACAAAAUCCAAAUAUCACGUAGUAAAUCUUUAAAAACAAUCGAUCUUGUUGAAAAUAAAGC